AUGACUCAUACUCAUAUCCCAGUCGAACAAUUUGAGGUACAAAAAAAUUUUACAAUUUCACCGUCCUAUAUUGAUCUUGCUACGGACAUUUAUCGUACACUGAAAUGGUACUAUGCACCAGAUAUGUGGCAUGAUUAUAAAUUUCCACAGUCAUUUACUGAUGAAUUUACUCGGCAUUUCUAUUUUCCUCUUCAAGACGUCUAUUAUAUUAUUUAUGUUGCAAUUUUCCUCACAGUCGCUCAAUUCAUACUUCAACGAAUCAUAUGCAAGCCUCUUGUCAAUUGGCUCGAAUUAACUCCAGAGAAUAAGAAAAAAUUUCCUGAAUCAGCAUGGAAAUUUGCUUCAGCUACGUCUGCAUGGGUCUAUUGUGCCUAUUUACUUUAUUAUCGUUACGAUUACUAUGAAAAACCUCAUCUCAUAUGGGAUGAUUGGUCAUCCGGCAUGAAAAUUCCAUCUGACAUCAAAUUAAUGUAUUUAGGACGAUGUGGUCAUGCUAUACAUUCUGUUUAUGCUAUAUUCUUCGUUGAAAGCAAGCGCAAAGAUUUUUAUGCUAUAUGCAUACAUCAUAUACUUACUAUAACACUCCUCAUUAUUUCUUAUGCUAUGCGAUAUCACAAGAUUGGUUUACUCGUUCUGUUUGUACAUGAUAUAGGCGAUGUUUGGCUUGAACUCACUAAAUUGUUACAUUAUAUGAGUACACGAGACGGUGGUCGAAAACGUCCCUUAUUUGAGCAUGCUGCUUCUGGUGGUUUUGUUAUAUUUACUCUCUGUUGGUUUGUAUUCCGUCUUUAUUUGUAUCCAUUAAAAGUAUUGUAUUCUACUGGUGUCGUCUUUCCCCAACAAACUUAUCAUAAAGGCUGUAUUUUAUAUGGCUUUUUCAAUUCACUCUUGUGGAUAUUAUUCGGUCUCAACGUGUAUUGGGUUUGUUUUCUACUACAAUUCCUUUACAAGCUUUGUACUGGUGCCUUGUCCGGUUUGACAGAUACUCGUGAAUACGAAAGUAAUGAAAACAACAACAAAAAAGACCAUUAUGUUAGAACAAGUAGUAUUUGGGUCGCUGAACUUCGUAUAAGUCAAUUCUGA
Molecule: messenger RNA, 1083 nt
Organism: Adineta steineri
Lineage: Eukaryota; Metazoa; Rotifera; Eurotatoria; Adinetida; Adinetidae
Source: the annotation of a GenBank genome assembly